CCGCCCGCCCGGGCCGAGCCCAGCAGGACAGUGCAGGAGCCCAGCCGCUGAGCCAUGCCGGGCCCCGGGCGGCCUGCAGCGAGCCCAACCCCUGCACCCAGGUAGUCAUGAACAGCCACAGCUACAAUGGCAGCGUGGGGCGGCCGCUGGGCAGCGGGCCAGGCGCCCUGGGACGAGACCCUCCGGACCCCGAGGUCGGCCGCCCCCCGCAGCCCCCGCACAGCCCGGGCCUCCAGGUGAUAGUGGCCAAGAGUGAGCCAGCCCGGCCCUCACCCGGCAGCCCCCGGGGACAGCCCCAGGACCAGGACGAUGACGAGGAUGAUGAGGAAGAUGAGGCCGGCAGGCAGAGGGGCACGGGGAAACCCUCAAAUGUGGGCCACCGCCUGGGCCACCGGCGGGCACUCUUCGAGAAGCGGAAGCGCCUCAGCGACUAUGCUCUCAUUUUUGGCAUGUUUGGCAUCGUCGUCAUGGUGACGGAGACCGAGCUGUCCUGGGGGGUGUACACCAAGGAGUCUCUGUACUCAUUCGCACUCAAAUGCCUCAUCAGCCUCUCCACGGCGAUCCUGCUAGGUCUCGUUGUCCUCUACCAUGCCAGGGAGAUCCAGUUGUUCAUGGUGGACAACGGGGCUGAUGACUGGCGCAUCGCCAUGACCUGCGAGCGCGUGUUCCUCAUCUCACUGGAGCUGGCGGUGUGCGCCAUUCACCCGGUGCCCGGCCACUACCGCUUCACGUGGACGGCGCGGCUGGCCUUCACGUACGCGCCCUCGGUGGCCGAGGCUGACGUGGAUGUGCUGCUGUCCAUCCCCAUGUUCCUGCGCCUCUACCUGCUGGGCCGGGUGAUGCUACUGCACAGCAAAAUCUUCACGGACGCCUCGAGCCGCAGCAUCGGGGCCCUCAACAAGAUCACCUUCAACACGCGCUUUGUCAUGAAGACGCUCAUGACCAUCUGCCCCGGCACGGUGCUGCUGGUCUUCAGCAUCUCCUCCUGGAUCAUCGCAGCCUGGACAGUCCGCGUCUGCGAGAGGUACCACGACAAGCAGGAAGUGACCAGCAACUUCCUGGGGGCCAUGUGGCUGAUUUCCAUCACCUUCCUCUCCAUCGGCUACGGCGACAUGGUGCCCCACACUUACUGCGGGAAGGGCGUGUGCCUGCUCACUGGCAUCAUGGUAAAAAACGCCGCUGCUAACGUUCUCAGGGAGACGUGGCUCAUCUACAAACACACCAGGCUGGUGAAGAAGCCAGACCAAGCCCGGGUUCGGAAACACCAGCGUAAGUUCCUCCAAGCCAUCCAUCAGGCUCAGAAGCUCCGGAGUGUGAAGAUCGAGCAAGGGAAGCUGAACGACCAGGCUAACACGCUUACCGACCUGGCCAAGACCCAGAGCGUCAUGUAUGACCUUGUAUCGGAGUUGCACGCUCAGCACGAGGAGCUGGAGGCCCGUCUGGCCACGCUGGAAAGCCGCCUGGAUGCGCUGGGUGCCUCUCUGCAGGCCCUGCCCGGCCUCAUCGCCCAAGCCAUACGCCCGCCCCCACCGCCCCUGCCUCCCCGGCCCGGCCCCGGCCCCCAAGACCAGGCAGCCCGGAGCUCCCCCUGCCGGUGGACGCCCGUGGCCCCCUCGGACUGCGGGUGACGGCCCUGCCCGCCACCAGACCCCUAAAUCUUGGCCAUCGUGUGGCCGCCACCUCCGGGAAGCCUUGUACAGUGGCACCUCUUGGAGUUCAAGAAGCCGACGCUGAGUCAGGCUGAGUGGACUGAGGCCUGCCCCGCCCAGACUGCCCGGGCAGAGGGCAGGGCUGGACCAUGGGUGAGGGCAGGGGAGCCCGGAGCUUCCUCUGGUCACCUGGUCCCCCGACUCUCCCCAGGCCCCCGGCGGGCAUGGAGCAGCCCCGGGAGGGGUCCGUGCUGGUUCUGAAUAAAGCAGGACCCGCCUAGUGGCUGCCUGUGUGCGUGGCUGGGAGGCACUGGUGAUGUCCCAGGAGGUAGAACCCCAGCCCCGGGUACCAAGAUAAAUAUGGGAAUCAAAAAACCUGUUCCCAUCACCGGCCUAGCCUAGAACCUUAGCCUAGAAGCCCCCUCUCCCUCUGGGCUGAAGCUCAGUGAAGGACAACUCUCUAGGGACACCUGUGCCAGCCCCACCUGGUGCUGAUAAUGGGAUCCCUCAGAGGGCGUGGCCCAGCCCUGGCCAGAAGCAUCUCUCUCCUUCAACCAACCGCGCUGAUGGACACCCACUGUGUGCCCGGCCUCAGCAGAGCCCAUGGGGGAGGUGACCUGGGUGAGGAAGGUCUUUUGGGUUUUUGUGAGAUUUGUAUUGAGUACCUGCUGCCUACAGAGAAUGUGAUGAUGUCAAUUACCACACUGAUUCCUCAUCAGAGCUUGAUCACGGUGGAAUGAGGGGAAACUGAGGCCCAGAGAGGUAAAUCUACCUGCUUGGGACCACACAGCGAGGAGGGAUGGUGCCAGAUUCGAACUGGAAAUCCCCUAGGCCAAAGUAAAGAACCGGACUGGCUGGGC
Mandrillus leucophaeus (drill) is the source of this 2509-nucleotide messenger RNA. It is a transcript of the gene KCNN1, whose product is annotated as potassium channel, calcium activated intermediate/small conductance subfamily N alpha, member 1. Gene Ontology annotation, molecular function: calmodulin binding; small conductance calcium-activated potassium channel activity. Gene Ontology annotation, biological process: potassium ion transmembrane transport. Gene Ontology annotation, cellular component: plasma membrane; neuronal cell body; neuron projection. Bases 108 to 1628 code for a protein of 506 amino acids. NCBI's taxonomy places the organism in Eukaryota, Metazoa, Chordata, Mammalia, Primates, Cercopithecidae. The record is from RefSeq and is a predicted model, not a curated record. The transcript has 9 exons.